AUGACCACCGCACCGCGAAACGACGACCUCUCGUCGACCAUCCUCGCCGACGCUCCGGCACCAGAUCGCGCGACCAGGACAGACGACCUCGAGGCCGCAAAGGACGCCAGCGCUGCGAGGGACACCGAAGCGAAGGACGGAGGGGCUGGAGAUGCACAGGCGGAGUGGCUCGCGUCGCCCGAGCAUCCCUGGAAUUGGCCGCUUUCGACAAAGUGGACCAACACGACGGUCAUCGCCAUCACCGGGUUCCUGAGCACGCUCGACUCGUCGAUUUUCGUGCCGGCCAUGCCCAUUCUCGAAGACCGCUACCACUCUUCUCGCGAAGUCAUCACCUUGACGACGUCGCUGUACGUCGCCGGUCUAGGAUGCGGUCCCUUCGUCAUGGCGCCCAUUGCCGAGCUGUACGGGCGACAGAGGGCGUACUCCAUUUCCAUGAUCGGAUUUACGAUCAUGAACCUUGUCUGCUGCUUCGUCGAUUCAUUGCCAGGCUUGAUCGUCCUGCGGUUCUUGUCAGGCUUUUUUGGAAGCAGCGGGCCAGGACUAGGAGUCGCAACCAUCUCGGACCUCUUCCGCCCGCAAGAACGAGGACGACCUAUCGCAAUCUAUGCGAUUGGCCCGAUGCUCGGUCCCGUCCUCGGCUCAAUCCUCGGCAACUGGCUGGUCCUGCUCGACUUCCGCUGGCCCUUCCGGCUAAUGACCAUCCUCAUCGGCCUCAACACACUCGCCGUACUUUUCCUCAUGCGCGAGACGUAUGCGCCUGUACUUGAACGCGCGUUUUUGGCGAGACGCAGCGGGAGGGGGAAGGCGGAUAAGCCGAGUAGGAGCCUGGCGAAGGCUGUUAUCAUUCGGACGUUCUCGCGGCCGCCGAGGAUGCUCUUUAAUCCAGUCUGCGCCCUGUUUGCGACCUACUACGCGUACACCUACGGCAUCAUCUACGUCUUCAUCGUCUCGCUUCCGCUUCUCUUCGCCAAGCACGACCCGCCAACGGGAAUCUUCACGUACGGCUGGCCCGCAGGCACCGCAGGACUUUGCUAUAUCGGAUUAGGAAUUGGAUUUGUCUCGUCCGCCGCGACUGCCGCCCUUUUUCAAGACCGCAUCUAUCAGUAUCUUUCGCGGAAGUACAAGAACCAAGGCGUGCCGGAGUAUCGCCUCGUCAUCACGCAGAUUGGCAUGAUCAUCUUCCCCAUCGGCCUCCUCAUCUUCGGCUGGACGGCGCAAGCGCAGACGCACUGGAUGGGCCCAAUGAUCGGCAGCAUCAUCUUCUCGUACGGGUUGAUGUUGACGUUUAAUAGCAUUCAGAACUUCAUCGUCGACGCCUUCGUCCCCUACUCCGCCGCAGCAAUGGCCGCCGCGACCCUCCUCCGUUCCUCAACCGGCGCAAUCCUGCCCAUCUUCUCACCUCAGCUCUUCAUCAACCUCAACUACGGCCUCGGCGCAACGCUCCUCGCUUGCGUCUCACUGCCCGCCGUCCCUGCACCGCUGAUCCUGUUCAUGAUGGGUGAGAAGCUGCGGGAUCGCUGGCGGUUCAAGGCGUAG
This is a messenger RNA of Rhodotorula toruloides NP11, 1536 nucleotides long. Its product is annotated as MFS polyamine transporter. Gene Ontology annotation, molecular function: transmembrane transporter activity. The transcript is spliced from 14 exons. NCBI's taxonomy places the organism in Eukaryota, Fungi, Basidiomycota, Microbotryomycetes, Sporidiobolales, Sporidiobolaceae. The record is from RefSeq and is a predicted model, not a curated record. Bases 1 to 1536 code for a protein of 511 amino acids. Gene Ontology annotation, biological process: transmembrane transport.